GUUGUCUCACUAAAACAAAAUAUUUAUUCAUAUGUAUGUAAAUUCAAAACCUUUAAGCCGUUUAUCUCGAGUCUUGGGUUUUUGAGUUAUGACACUUUUGAAGUAAAUGAGCGAUAUGUAUGAAAUAUAUUUAGUAAUUGUAUUUAAUUAAUUCUUGCGAACAUGUCAUAGAUGUCUUCCACGCCAACCUGGACCAGGCAUUAGUCUCGAAUCCUAUGUCUAUAAUAUUCUGUAUGAAGUAAUGUUACCACAGCCGGGAAAAUCAAUACGAAUUUACUUGCCUCCUUCUGAGCCGCACUUGCCGCCCUUAGCUGUGGUACUGCAGCGCCCAGAGCCAAGCUCUGAACUGCCAUUACUCGACUUUCCAUUACGAUUGCUAUUUACGUAUCUUGGUGUAGAAUGUGUUAUACAGUUAUUGACCUGUGUUUUGCUAGAAAAUCAAGUCCUUUUGCGCUCAAAUGAUUACCAAAAAUUGAUGAUCGUUGGAGAGUGCAUCACUUCCAUUCUAUUUCCAUUUGUAUGGCCACAUGUGUAUGCCCCAAUAUUGCCCGCUGCCCUCCAUCAUUUUCUAGAUGCACCCGUGCCAUUUGUCAUGGGCCUCCAUGCUGAUUGCGAGUCCGCUAAUAAAAUUGGUACUGAAGCUACUCUUUGCUUUGUAGAUAUCGAUAAGAAAAUUAUACAACUGCCUGAAGAAUUGCCAGUAUUUCCACAUAAAAUCGAUUUCAUGGCAGAAAUAAUAUCCAUUUUGGAUAAAUUCGAAAUAGAACGUGAUCGUUCAUAUGAACCAAUACUGAAAAACGGUUAUGCGUCACGCGAUCACGACGUUAUGAUUAGUAGUUGUACGUUGCCGUCCGGUCUGCAAGCGGCACGUCGCAGUAAAGAACGUUUUAGUCAACUGCAAGAGACCGUUUACACGCUGGCCGGUAGCGGUCAUUGCAGUCCAACUGGUGCUGACAACGGCAUCGGUCAUCAUCUCGAAUAUCAACCACUCAUUGCACAUCCUUCGAAAAUCGAACAUGUACCACGCAUUGCCGAUUUUUUGCGGCGAAAAGGUGUACGUACACAGUCACCAAGUGCUGUGUCGCUCAAUGAUGGCACAAGCUUUGAUGCCGUCGACGCAACGAUGUCGCCAACUAAAGCUGCCGCAGCUGCGCGUAAGGAUACAAAGACGACAACUCCUACGUUAUCGCUAGAAGAGCAAUACUACCAGGAUUUGCGUAUAAACAAUGCGCUGCGAGAGACUUUUCUCAAUCGCUUUGUGCAUAUGUUUUACGCUUAUGAAUUUUUCGUCAUCUACCCAAAUCAAGCACGUGACGAAUGGCUUUCAAAUCGAGAGACAUUACAAAAUUUUGAUAAAUCAUCAUUUUUAUCAGAUCAGCCUGAACAUCAUCGCGCGUUUUUAUCGCGCUUUCUAGAAUCUCAAAUGUUUGCAACACUAAUCGACAACAAAAUUUUGGCGAUGUGGGAAAAGGAACCGGAUGCAAAUUUGCGUAUAUUCGACCAGCGCGUGAAACUCCUAAGAAAGAGGCAUGGUGAAAAUAUGAUUUGCGCUACCAGUUAUGAGCCGUGCGUUAUGUCGCAGGAUGCGCAACAGGUAUACGAGAAGCGUUUGCAUUGCAUUGACAUUGAAGUGACACCGCCUAGCGAGAUACUCUCCAAUAGAGCUGCCUACUUUCGCAGCUUUCCCAUACUUGAAAAGUCUGUGCUAAAUCAGGAAUGUGCUUCGAGGUAGUGUUGUCGUUGUAGUCGUGUUGUUGACA
Rhagoletis zephyria (snowberry fruit fly) is the source of this 1760-nucleotide messenger RNA. RefSeq names its product DENN domain-containing protein 5B-like. Gene Ontology annotation, molecular function: guanyl-nucleotide exchange factor activity; small GTPase binding. Lineage: Eukaryota; Metazoa; Arthropoda; Insecta; Diptera; Tephritidae. The record is from RefSeq and is a predicted model, not a curated record.